Molecule: messenger RNA, 819 nt
Organism: Nezara viridula (southern green stink bug)
Lineage: Eukaryota; Metazoa; Arthropoda; Insecta; Hemiptera; Pentatomidae
Source: the annotation of a GenBank genome assembly
AUGGUCCCGGUUUCCUCUGUCGGAUAUCCAUCCUAUUGGGAGGGGAGGUUUCCUGAAGACAGGAUCAGACUGGCCCCCCGCAGCAGGAGACAUAGCCCUGGCGCUCGGGUGGAUCAAGGAGAAUAUCGGAUCCUUCGGAGCAGAGCCAUCCUGAUCUCCGGCAGCCUGCUGAGCCCGUGGGGCACCGGCCAGGACCCUGGCGGGCUGCGAGCUAGGCUUGCGGCCGCCGCAGGGUGCCGCACGGAACCCCUCGCCUGCCUGAAAGCACUGCCCCCUCUGGCCCUCACCAGCCUCACGGUCCAGGCCCCUCGAUUCCUCACCGCGGUGGGACCCUGGGUUCAUGGGGAACCCGCCAGUGCAGUCGAGGUGGCCGGAGACCCCUUCCUCUCCUCGCGGCUCAUGAUCGGGACCACGACCACCGAGAGUUUCCUCGACUUCAACAGCCACGAGAUCCAAACGUACGUGAGGAACGCCUACGAUUACCACCUCAACGAGAUCUUCUCGACCGUGCGGAACGAGUACACGGACUGGGAGAAGCCGAUCCAGCACCCGAUCAACAUCAGGGACUCGACCCUGGAAGCGCUCUCUGACGGGCACACGGUGGCCCCCCUCCUCAGGUUGGGCUACCUCCACGCCAGGAGGGGCUCCCCCACUUACUUCUACCACUUCAGCCACCACUCCAAGGAGAGCUCUUAUCCGGAGGUGAGUCCUCCAAUCUAGGGCCUGGCGAUUGUCCUUCAAACGGAGAGGUCUUCUUGUUAGGCAGCUCUCUGACCAAGGAUCUUUUAUAUAACAAAAAAAAAAAAUAUUUUUAUAAAC